Molecule: messenger RNA, 831 nt
Organism: Kockovaella imperatae
Lineage: Eukaryota; Fungi; Basidiomycota; Tremellomycetes; Tremellales; Cuniculitremaceae
Exons: 2
Coding region: 170-712 (180 amino acids)
Source: RefSeq, a predicted model, not a curated record
UGUCGAUCAUCUCACCGCCUCCUCAAGAAGCGUUUUAUUAUAUAUAAAGAGAUCGUCGAAAGUAGGGACAGAUCCUCAAUACCCGACCACUUGACCCAUUCCAAUUGAGAUCAUCUACCUGUCAGACACCACUCACUCUACCUCAUCUCUUUAGACAACACUCGCAAGCAUGCUCUCUUCAGCCAGACGAACCUUCACAUUCUUCCUUCAGACACCUCUCAUCCCACCGCCCGCUCCACAACCCACAUUCGAGCUAUCCAACAUGUCAUCUUCCACCAGCGCAGGACCAUCUAGGCCCGUUCAAGCGUCCAGGACUUUCUCUUCAUUCUCCGCUGUGUCGUUGCGAGAACAAGGAUAUGCCAGCCAGGCAUACGGACAGAAGCGAGGGUACGCCAGCGAUAAGGGAAAGAAGGAGCUGUACUCGGAUGAAGGAGGCGCAGUGGGCGCAGGAGUGAGUCGGAUAUUCGUACCCUCUGAAUACCCAAGCUCACCUAUGCUACCUCAGACCGACGAUGUAGCGCAUACCGAAGCUGCAUUCGACUCCAACGCGGAUCCUUCUCAAAGUGCCAAGAAAAUCCAAAAAGAGACCGGCAAGGACUACACAAAACACUCGCCUGCUCAGUCUGACUACUCCCAACCUCCUGGCAAGCAAGGCAAAUCAGGUUCUGAGAACCCUCCGUUGAACACUUCAAACAGUCAGGCCAAAAAGUAGGAACGCGGUCGGCGGAGCGAACGAAGUCUCACAUGUCGUACAAUAUAAUUUCAUCCAUCCAGUCGAGCGAAGCAACAGCAUGAUGUAUACUGAGGUAUCAUGAGCUUGUCAACGAUUAC